This is a messenger RNA of Zonotrichia leucophrys gambelii, 1330 nucleotides long. It is a transcript of the gene CHCHD7, whose product is annotated as coiled-coil-helix-coiled-coil-helix domain containing 7. Lineage: Eukaryota; Metazoa; Chordata; Aves; Passeriformes; Passerellidae. The coding region runs from base 165 to 419 and encodes 84 amino acids. The record is from RefSeq and is a predicted model, not a curated record. Gene Ontology annotation, biological process: mitochondrial respiratory chain complex assembly. The transcript has 4 exons. Gene Ontology annotation, cellular component: mitochondrion.
CGGGGGGAGCCGCGGGGCCGGGAGCGGGGUAGGCUGCGCCCGUACUUAAGCGCGCUGCCCGAGCCGCUGACGUCUUUCGAAUUGGAGACGGGCUGCCCCGCUCCCGCCCCGGGCUCCAGCGGACACGGCCGGGGACGGAGCCAAGGUACGAGUGUCUUUCUAGAAUGUCCAGGCAUGCAAAAAAGCUUAGAGAUCAUGAUAUAAAUCCAUGUCUAGCGGAAACAGAUGCCACUACAAAAUGUAUGAAUGACAACAACUAUAACAAGGAUAUGUGUACUGAUUACUUUUUGAAGUACAAAAACUGCAGAAAAUUCUGGCAUGGCAUUAUGAUGCAAAGGAAGAGAAGUGGUGUGAAACCAGAGAUGCCCUCAGCAGAAGAAAGAAAGAAAAUCUUGGAAUCAAUGGGGAAGCCCUACUGACUGGAAAUCUCAAUUGACUGUUGUCUCAAUACGUAUGAAGACUUGGCAGCAGCAAGUUACCAUUUCAUGAACCGGAUUUUACAGUUGCCAUAUGUUGGAUUAAAAUAAGAUCUUAAAUUUUGAAAUGUGGGAGCUUUCUAGGAUAGAAUUUCCUGGGUUUGUUCCUACUUCCUGUCAUAGGAACCUGGCCUCUUUUAUUGGAAGAUACGGGUCUCAAUGCCACUUGUAUAGAAACUUUUGGAAGUAGAAACUACCUUGCUGUGAAAUGCUAAAUAUAAAAUUAAUGGGACUUGAAGAAAGCCUGUUUGAAAAGAUGGGUUGGUGAGCAUUGCAGUGUGAUUCUAAGACUGGAGCAGAUUGAGAAACUGGUACAUGCAACAUGUUUCUUGCACUCAGCUCAAUAGUAUGGAUUUACCAUGUAUGAAUGAUAAAUCACUAUUUUCACAUGUUGCAUUCUGUGUCCCCAGUUUAAAUAAGACCGUUCAUGAACUAAAAUCCUAAGUCAAACAAGCUUGUCAUUGGGUCUGCCACUGCACUUGUCAGGGACAGCAGAAGCUUGCAGUAAGUCAGAUCUGCAAGCUGUGCUAGUUAGAAGGUUAGAGAGAUGGGUGAAGAUAAAACUGAACUCCUCAGAUCUGAGCUGCAUAGUAAUUUCUGUGGAUAGUAAAUAGAUACUUAGGUGGCGGGCAGGCAGGGGGGACUUGCAGACAUGUAAACAGAUCCUCUGAGUGACAUGGCAGGUUUAACUAUAGCACAUCUAUCUAAGACUCUGGACAGCUGAAACCUGGGGUUUGGAAAUGCUUACUCAUAUGAGAUUACAAAGCUCAGUUUAAACAGGUACUCUAAUCUUAAAUAAGGUUGAUUCUUUAGCUAAAUUGAACAAGUAAUAAAUGUAAACAUGUUGCUGUCUA